ACUUUGCAAGUUCCCAUAGUUUGAUUGGACAAUUAUCGUUUUGUCUCGGUUUUGUUGAUUGGUCCAUGGCCUUGUGACGUAAAUAAUGGUGGAUGAGUUGCUCCUCGUGUUGCGAGAAAUGGUGUUAUAGACACAUGUAAUAUUGAAAACUCAAAAAUGCCUGUUAGAAAGAAAAAGCAAUUUAUUGACAAAAAAAAUGCCAUUACAUUUCACCUGGUACAUAGAAGUCAGCAGGAUCCCCUGGUAGCCAGUGAGGAUGCUUCGAAGCAUGUACUUGUUCCAGGGGGAGAUAAGGAUGAUGAUUUGCGUACAGAAGAGCAGAGAAAGUAUGGAGUGUUCUUUGAUGAUGAUUAUGAUUAUAUGCAACAUCUGAAAGAUACCAACGAGAUCUAUGAGGUAGAGCUGGUUGACAGGGUCUACCGGGAAGAGGUGAAAAAUGUCAGAGACUCAGGGUUGAAGUUACCAUCAAGUGUACUACCAUCAGAGUAUGAGAAACCUGUAGGUCUGCUUAAUGAAGCUGUACCAGUGAGAGGUCCUCAGCCAAACUGGGAUCCUGAUAUUGUUGAAGCCCUAGAUGAAGACUUUGACUUUGAUAAUCCAGACAACCAGUUAGAUGAUGAUUUUGUACAAGUGGCAAAUGCUGAUGGUGAAGACGAGCAUGAAGGUAGUGACCUUGAGACCGUCAGUGACCUUGGUUCGGAUGUGGCCCAGAUGUCCGACAAUGAUGAUUUUGAUACAGACUACAAGUAUGGUGAUCACAUGUUUAUGGAUGAAGAGACGAAAUCACGGUUCACUAAUUAUUCCAUGUCCUCCAGUGUUAUAAGAAGAAAUGAGGGACUGACUUUGCUUGAUGAUAGAUUUGAAAAGUUGUAUGAAGAAUACGAUGAUGCAGAAGUUGGAGCUCUCGAUCAGGAAGAUAUUGAUGGAUCAAUACAACAAGGAAGUGCUGUACUUGAUGCUCUCAUGGAUGAGUUUGAAAAAACUCAAAAAGAAAAAAACUUGAAAGAAGUUGUUGAUGAGAAGGAAGGGGAGUCUGUAGAUGUCUUCAAUGAGGACUCGGACACUGAAAUGUCAGAUACAGAUCUAGUUACUGUGGAGGUGAAACCAGAUGAGAAAUGGGAUUGUGAAUCCAUACUGAGUACAUACUCCAAUCUCUACAACCAUCCUAAACUCAUCACAGAACCAAAAAAGGUGAAAAAUAAGGAAGUUCAGUUGAAGGGUAAAUAUGGUAUACCAGCAGACGUGAUAGCCACAAGGGGCCUUACAGAACAUGAGAUUAACAUGCAGAUGACUCAGCGAGAUCGGGCAGAUAAAGCCAGUACUUACAGACCCAAAGAUGAAACUCCCCAAGAGAAGGCAGAUAGAAAGAGGGCUUUAAAAGAUGAGAGAAGGGAAAGGAGACAGGAAAAGAAAUUAAACCGGAAAGCAUUUACAAAAGAAAAACUUAGACAAGAUAAAGAAGUAUUGAACUUAAACCAAAACUUAAAAGGAGUUAAAAUCGUAUGAUAGUUUAUCUUCUGUUUGAUGAAACAGUCACAAUAGUCAUGACCCCCAGAUCAUGUUCUGCAGCAGGUAGAGGAUAUUUGAAGACUAGUGCGUCAGACAGCUCUGAAAAGAGCAAAAUAGCAGAUUGUGUUGAAGGAUUUGAGGGUGGAGAUCUGCAGGUCCUAGUCGCAGUCAACAACACUGUCAAUAUCAAUGUGUGAAGCAUGCUGGUUAUUUGGUUCAUCUUUUCAAAAUGCUCUUCAUGAAUUUGCAAAUUCCUCCAAUCCGCUGCUAUUAGUUUCCUUGAAGUUCUGGCAUACUGGAUUUCAGAGUUCAAUUGGAAAAAGUUAUUCUUUAUCUGUUGAUGCUUUGAUGUAAGUCAAUGCUUGCAAUUGGCUGUGGGGAAGAAAUUACUAUGACUUGUUAAGAACUGUAUAUUCAUAUUGGAUUUAUUUGAUGUUAAAGACACCUAUCCAUCACAAUUCAGUAAUCUUGUAAUGCCACUGAGAAAUAUAGAAAUUUUGCAUAACAUGGGCUCUAUAUGACCUGUGUGACGAAUGUUCUGAGGCCUGCAUAGAAAUAAAUGUUGCCGUGAACAGUUCAAGUUCGAAGAAAUUGUUUCAUCAUGUGCGUAAAUUAAAUGUAAAAUUUAAUUACAGAAAUUUAAUAUUUAGCACAUCAUUUUGACUGUAACUAUUUUAUUGCAAAUAAUGCAGUUGGAUGAAAGUUAUAACAAGACAAGUAUGCAGGGCCACAUUAGUUGUUCUCUAAAGCAGUAUAUACCCAAUUCAUUAAGAAAAACAUUUAUUGUUAGAAGGGCGAUGUGCAGAACCCAUGAAUCAGCCAUGUCCGCUCAAGGUCAAGGUCACAACUCAAGGUCAAAGGUUUGAGCCUUCCAUUUUGUGUCUGCUCUAUAUCUCCUAAACCCCUUGAAGGAAUUUUAUAAAAUUUGGGUCAAAUGAUCACCUCAACAAGGUGAUGUGAGAACCCAUGAGUCAGCCAUGCCGGCUCAAGGUCAAGGUCACAACUUAGGGUCAAAGGUUUGAGCCUUCCAUUUUGUGUCUGCUCUAUAUUUCCUAAACCCCUUGAAGGAUUUCAUCAAACUUGAGUCAAAUGAUCACCUUAUCAAGGCGAUGUGCAGAACUCAUGAGUCAGCCAUGCCGGCUCAAGGUCAAGGUCACAGCUGAAGGUCAAAGGUUUGAGCCUUCCAUUUUGUGUCUGCUCUGUAUCUUCUAAUUCCCUUGAAGGAUUCAUAUGAAACUUGGGUCAAAUGAUCACCUCAUCAAGGCGAUGUGCAAAACUCAUGGGUCAUCCAUGCUGGCUCGAGGUCAAGGUCACAACUCAAGGUCAAAGGUCUGUGCCUUCUCUUUUGUGUCCACUCUGUAUCUCUUAAACCCCUUGAAGGAAUUUUAUAAAACUUGGGUCAAAUGAUCACCUCACCAAAACGAUGUGCGGAACUUAUGAGUCAGCCAUGCCGGCCCAAGGUCAAGGUCAUUACUUAGGGUCAAAGGUUUGAGCCUUCCUUUUUGUGUCCACUCUGUAUCUCCUAAACCCCUUGAAGGAUUUUCAUCAAACUUUAGUAAAAUGAACCACUAAUCAAGAACUCAUGAGUCAGCCAUGUCAACUCAAGGUCAAAGGUUUGAGCUCUGUAUCUCCUCAACCCCUUGAAGGAUUUUUAUGAAACUUUGGUCAAAUGAUCAUCUCAUUAAGACGUUGUGCAGAAUUCAUAUGUCAGUGCAAGGUCAAGGUCACAGCUAAAGGUCAAAGGUUUACCCUUCCACUAUCCAUAGCAGUGGCGGGGGAUUUAGCUGUCUUUCAGACUGCCUUGUUUCUUUAAUAAGGAUAUUGAUUUUUUUUAAAAAGUCCUACUCGACCUAAAAAAAACUUUUAAUAUAGAUGCUACAUUUUCUUACUUUUCUGCAACUUACACAUGAACUUGACCGUAAUCGAUCAUUAUGAGAAAUUUGAAAUUGUUAUCUGUGAUAUUUAAAGAUAAUAAAUUUAUUAUUAAAGUU
Messenger RNA from Mercenaria mercenaria, 3500 nucleotides. RefSeq names its product protein LTV1 homolog. Lineage: Eukaryota; Metazoa; Mollusca; Bivalvia; Venerida; Veneridae. The record is from RefSeq and is a predicted model, not a curated record. The transcript is spliced from 10 exons. Bases 157 to 1506 code for a protein of 449 amino acids. Gene Ontology annotation, biological process: ribosomal small subunit biogenesis; ribosomal small subunit export from nucleus. Gene Ontology annotation, cellular component: preribosome, small subunit precursor; cytosol; nucleus.